UACUGUGAAGUUGUAAUUUUAGCACACAGUUCACUUUUUUCGUAAACGAAGAGUGACAAAGAUGAAUGAUGGAAAACUCUUGAUGAUCAUUAUCGCGUUAGUCUUACUCUCCAUAAACUUAAUCAUCGUGGGUUCCGAGGUUCUCAAAGACGAAGAGAAAGGAAUUGAGAGAUUUACCAACUCUUCUGGUGCUCUCGCUAUAAUCGUCGGAUUUUCAUCAUUCCUUACAAUCAUUUGUCUACCUGGUGGAACUUACGUGACGAAAACAAUUUACUUUAUUUUUCUUUUCAUUGUUUUCAUCAUGGAACUGGUUUUAAGUGGGUUAGCUCUGGCGGCCGUUUCCGACAACAAUGACAUAAGUCGCAUUAUGAAACUAGUUUUCGAUAGUUACGCCCAAAAUCAGACGUACACGAACAAACUUAGUGUUGAUACUAUUCAACACCAUUUGAGAUGUUGCGGGUUUGAUGGUCCACAAUACUGGACCUCGCUUGGCUUCAAGGAGUAUCCUGAUAGUUGCUACCAGGAUCCUCUCACUAAAAAAAAUUUGCACAGUGUAGGAUGUCUGGGUAGUUUUCGUGGAAGAAUGAUGCCGAAAAUUACGGUUAUUGGGGUAUUAGCGCUUCUGCUUGCACUGAUUAAGAAUUUUGUUGUUUCGUGGAUUGUCAUUACGGACAAAGUCGCCUACCAACAGUUUCUAUUCGUGAUUGUUGCUACUGUGUUUUUAGUUUACGAAUACCGGAGGGGUCACUAGACACAAAAUCAACAAGUGCAUUUUUUAGAUAAAUUAUAAAGACUGAUUUUGAAGAUUUUAUUUUUUGUGAUAACGCCUGUAUGUGCCUAGAUUUUUUUAAUUUUUGUUAAUAAAGAUUCGCCGCUUCCUCGAGAUGGGUAAUACAACUACAGACCACAAAUUGUUAAAAAAGAACUUUUAAUUAACUUAUUUUCAUAUUGGCAGUAGAUGGCACUACGAUACAUAAAAAUUACGCUACUUUUCCGUCCUCAUUGAAAUAAGGACCUUCCCAACAUUCUUCCUCUGCGCCAACAACUUCGUGGCCUCUACCACCCUCUCCAUCGGAAGAACCUCAUGGAUUUUCACCCUCAACUUCUCUUCUUU
Zophobas morio is the source of this 1114-nucleotide messenger RNA. RefSeq names its product CD151 antigen-like. The transcript has 5 exons. NCBI's taxonomy places the organism in Eukaryota, Metazoa, Arthropoda, Insecta, Coleoptera, Tenebrionidae. The record is from RefSeq and is a predicted model, not a curated record. The coding region runs from base 62 to 751 and encodes 229 amino acids. Gene Ontology annotation, cellular component: plasma membrane.